Messenger RNA from Aspergillus luchuensis, 1149 nucleotides. Its product is annotated as F-box domain protein. The record is from RefSeq and is a predicted model, not a curated record. The transcript has a single exon. NCBI's taxonomy places the organism in Eukaryota, Fungi, Ascomycota, Eurotiomycetes, Eurotiales, Aspergillaceae. Bases 1 to 1149 code for a protein of 382 amino acids.
AUGUCUUUACCACAUUCGCCCUUGGAAAGCCUUCCGAAUGAGCUUCUGGAUCAGAUCAUCUCCGAAGUCUCGGCUUCCCCUCCUUCUCAGUCCAGGGUGCACAAGCCUCCUUGUAUGCGUAUUACUACAUCUAGAACUAGGGAUUUGAAGAAUCUUGCACGCACCUCCUCCCGACUCCUGGAGCUGGUGCGCCCCCACCUUUUCGCUCACGCAUGCUUCGAUAUCAAAGAUGUAGCGGACUUUGUCUCAUUUAUAACGAGGUUAGAUCUCGGUCGAUAUGUAAUAUCGAUUGUGGCCAAGGGGAUGGACUCUCCCGAUCAUCGAGAGGAUCCCUAUUGGUGGCGUCCAGUACUCGAUAGUCUCGAUCCGUUACGGAUCAUUGUGAUUGCACCUCCCCCAUUUCUGGCCGCCAUGCUUGACACACGGAUCAUGGACGGACAUAGCUGGGCAUUCGAGGUUCCUUUCCAGGUUCUACAAUUGGAACAGAACUCGCGGGUCUGCAGGCCUCCUCUACUAUCAGAGACAAAGCAUCCAGCCCGUCUGCUUGAGACUCGGGUAUGGUCUUCCUUUGCCUUCAAUGAGUCGUCCUCGCUCCGGGCGUACAAUCACUAUGAGUAUUUCAUGUUCCAGGUUCCUUCCCUAUUCAAUAAGUGGGGAACAGUGGCAUCCACCCAACUGUUCUCCGAGAGGCUGGACCUUUCCCGCUCAUUGAAAUCCUUCACGUCGUUCAACUAUACGGCAGUGUUUCCGUUCUAUAAUCAUGUCAAAUUAGUCUUGGAUGCCAUUGAAUUGAUGACCAACCUGCGUUCAUUGAGCAUCCAACUUGCCCCGUCUCCGGAUGAUAAGAUUACGGAGAUGGAACAGAGAGGCUCUAUGGACCCCAGUGACCCAUGGAUGGAGAUUGCUACUGGAUAUUCACUUAUUGCGCACACUGUCAGGAAAAUGGGGGCGUUAGAUAGUCUCGUGGAAUUCCGUACGCCGGAUUACGAGUUUGAUGCUCUGCGUUCAGAACUAUCUACUAUCCUAGGGGAUGUGUUGGACAGCAGCGGAUGGGUACAUGAUGGAAGAGGAACUUGGACAAAAGUACCUUCGAACGGCGAAGAUGAUCGGUUGGGUUCUCCUACGACGCCGGUAGGUAACGCUCUCUGA